ACCCACCGGAUGGAGUUGGAUCUAGUAUGGGGGUUGCUGGUGUGCGGUCGUAGCAGCCGUGUAUACGCAAAUACGGUUAUUUCUCCCGGAUUCAAAUUUACGCUCCUUUCCCGAAGAUUCAUGAUUCGAACUUUGAAUUAUAUAUUAAAAAAUUCAACCUAGCGAGGGCAACUGUUAUUCCCUUGAGUUUCCUGCCAGAGCGUUUGCUCUUAUCUGGCAGGACCCGUUGCCUAGGAAACGCGUCUCGCGGGAGGAAGCGACUGCAGCCGGUUUCUCCAGCUGUGUCCUCCUACCUUGACAGCCAUGAGCUCCCGUGGCGACCGCCCCGUACCUCUGCCUCGGACAGCUGCCAAGGGUGGAAGGCCCUUACUCAAGCACCCUGCAGGAGGCUACCUGUCUCAGGGUUCAGCAUGUCAAGAUAACUUGUUGUGUGGAGGGAAUGACCAGGACAAUGAACUUCACACUCCUUUUAUGAACAGGAAUGACCAAAAGAAGCUUCAGGAGGAAAAUAUAAAAUUAAAGCAUGAAUUAGAAGAUUUAAGAAGCCAAUAUGGUCAUCUGCUGGAAGAAGGGAAGAAUGAAUGUUUUGAUGAAAGACGUGUCAAUCUUCUGAAAGCUCAAGUCCUUCAACUGGAAAGGCAGGUGGUGCUGCUUACAGAAGGAUUAAGUUCUCAAGCUGCUCUUAUGUUGGAGUUAAACACUUCCUUAGAAGCUCUUAUUGACAAGCUUAGUGUUGAAGGAACGGUUUCUGAAGUAACAAUUUCACGUCUAGAGCUUCUACAAAUAAUUGAAAUAUGCCAGACAAUGAGACUAAAACUGCAAAGAAACCAGCAAACUGCUGAUUUAUCAAAACUUGCGUUGCCUUGGACUUUAGGAAGAAACCUUGUUAUACAACCAGUGACACUUCUGGAUCUUUGCUAUGGCAAAAUGGAAAAUUUAAACCUUAGAUAUGUGAGUGCUCUUGAAGGAAAGCUUAGUAAGCUGCGAAGACACCUGCUUGCCAUGAGGCAAAAUCUGAGUUUCUUGCUUGCCCCAGGACAGGUGUCCUCAGAGACAGCUCGUCAUAUCUUACCAACUGCUGUUUAUGCUCGACUGAUAAAUCAUGCAGCUCAGUGUCAUCAGUCUGUUGAGGAAUGUUGCAGUGAUUUGCUCACGUUGACGCUUCUGGUACCUUCGGCACCUUGGGAAAUUCUGGAGAACUCUUUGAGCCAGGAGUUAAGUGUGGAGAAUGUACUUGCAGCACUUCCAGCCUUCCCCAAGGGUGCCCCUCAGCAACGUGCUAAAAGAGCAGCAGAAGCCCUGGUAAAGGCUCAAAAUUAUUCCAGGCAAAUGGCAAUGCAACAGAUACUUGCUUUGCAAGCUGAACUUAAUUUCCAUAGAAAUGUAUAUAACCUUCAAGUUAAGUACACAGAAGCUGUCUUUGAUGGGAUAAAGCAAGCAUACCACAAGUUUCAAGACAAUGUCGUGAUGGUUUUGUGUUCUCCACUACAGGAUGUUUUUUCUUCUUACAUAAAACUAAAAACAGAAGCUUCAGAGGCUGCUUUGAGAGAUUUUCUCUCGGCAUUUAGAAACAAUGCUGAACAGAUCCAAUAUGCAGUUGAAACUUUGAGUCCACCAAUGAAUCAGCAGCAAGAAGGUGAUGAGGCCCUGUCAAGCUUUGGAAGAGAAUUCUUUCUGUCUUUGGAACGGUCACUCAAAGACUGUGGAGAACAACGGGAUAAAGCUGCCAGUGCAAUAGAAUUCUUACAAACCGAAGUGGAUCAGGCCUUAGAAACCCUUCAGAAUUUAAGGGAACCAAAGGUGAAGAGGUCUAGUCAGCAUAUUCCAAAGCAUGAAGAGGGUAGGACACAAAAAACAGAAGCAAGUGCCUUGGAUAUACUUCCCCCCAAAAAAUCUGAACCUGAUUCAGCAGCCAGAUUUUCUCUGCAAAGAGAGAAACUCUUGUCAAAACCUACUUCCAUUAUAGAUAAAGAAACCCUCAAUCCAUCGUCUAAGCAGAAACUGGAAAGUUAUGAUGGUGUAACUGUUCAGCGGAAGGGGAAAUUCCUUCAUAGGAGUAAGAGUAUGAAGGCUACUGAAAGGCCACCUUGGCAAGAUUAGGCUUAGUGCUUUAAUGUUUUAUGUAAGGAUAGCCUUAGCCUUGUUAGCUUUUUACUACAGUACUUUACCAGAGCAAUCCAGUGAAGCUUUGAGCAGCUGGCACAUCAGUGAGAGAUAAAUGUAUGGCCUUUUGGGAAUCUAUUUUGCACAUGAAGUGGCUUCUCAGAGCCACUUCAAAAUAUGUCACAUUUCAUUUCAUAAACUGGUUUCUGUUUAGGAACUAAAACGUUUGUUAUAUUGAACCAACUCCCACAUUGCCUUGAAAAGACAUGGGAGAAUGCUUAAGCAUUGUGCCCUUUUUUGAAGAAAGAGAGAAGCAUAAUGUCACAGUUGUCAUAUUUGUAUUAAUCUCAAACAGAAUAUGCACAAACACCACGGACCCUUCUUAAGUCUUGCCUUAUGUAAGGCUACUCUCCAUGUUUAUUAUAAAUCCCAAAAUUAGUUUUGCAUAUCUUCAGGUAUUUGCAUCAGCGCCUUUUAAAAGUGACAUAAGAAGCAACCAAUGAAGUACUCUGAUAAUUAGGUCAGGCCUUUUUGUAAGAGAGUGCAGACCACAUAGUGGUCUAGAAGGGAGUUUAAGGUAUACCCGCCUUCCUUUCUAUAGUCCAGAUUCAUAGAAAUGUCAGUGUGUGCUGGUUCUCCAUCCCAUACACCAAAUGGAAGAUGGCAUUUUGGAACCCAGACAGGCUGUAUAAUCCAGCCAUUUGGCUUUCAGGUAUCAACAAAAGGAGUGUCAUGAGGAGAACAUGUACUUACCAUAUUUUAAAAUGUUUGUCAUUUAAUUCUGAAUCGAGAGCACAGGAGUCACUCAUGUGGAUGUCCCCAAAAACAGAUACCGCAGUUACGCAAACACUGUACCAUUACUGUCCUCCAAAAUGUGUGCUCCUUUCCUAGCUGGAUGUUUUUGCUUGAAACCAAUUCAUGCUGUAUGUUUGGCAUUUGUAGCAUUGCCCAAAUAAUGGUUCUCCUUAAAUGAGCUCAGCUAUCUGAAAAAUACAUAAUUAUUUCUAUCCCUUCUAAAAGCCAUACUUGGCAUCUCUUACGCAUAAGACCAAUAAAACACUGAACUGUUCAGAAUGACAAAGAGCAAAGUUUAAAAUGUUGUAAGUGCUUUUGGAGAACCCUUGUUUUUUCUUGAGAAUAAAAACCAACUGUCUAAAAGAUGAA
Messenger RNA from Hemicordylus capensis (graceful crag lizard), 3267 nucleotides. RefSeq lists its product as uncharacterized. The coding region runs from base 304 to 2100 and encodes 598 amino acids. Lineage: Eukaryota; Metazoa; Chordata; Lepidosauria; Squamata; Cordylidae. The transcript has 12 exons. The record is from RefSeq and is a predicted model, not a curated record.